This is a messenger RNA of Aedes albopictus (Asian tiger mosquito), 2794 nucleotides long. RefSeq names its product neuropeptide SIFamide receptor-like. Bases 1073 to 2386 code for a protein of 437 amino acids. The transcript has 8 exons. NCBI's taxonomy places the organism in Eukaryota, Metazoa, Arthropoda, Insecta, Diptera, Culicidae. Gene Ontology annotation, cellular component: plasma membrane. The record is from RefSeq and is a predicted model, not a curated record. Gene Ontology annotation, molecular function: neuropeptide Y receptor activity; peptide binding. Gene Ontology annotation, biological process: G protein-coupled receptor signaling pathway; cellular response to hormone stimulus.
GCCGUCGUCGUCAGUGAGUAUGGAUGUUAGUCACGGGAAGCCCGCAUUUUCACUUUCACUUCGACUUCGGCCAGCGCCGGGUGCGAACGUGCUUUUCCGAGUAGCGAAGUUUUCGCGAUUCAACCAACCUACUCACCAUCCAUCCAUCACUGGGCGGUCGAGUUUUCCAACUGCCAAAACCGAAACGGGCGCGCGCAACGAACACGUGAGCGUAGAAUUUUUCGCGCGGUCGAAAGUAAAAGUGUUUUCUGUGUGUGAUUUGCAUUAUUGGCCGGUCGGAUGCUGCUAUUUGGGAAGGAGAUGUUAUUGUUUCAUAUCACCAGAAAAUAAAUCAAACCCAUCGCUACUGUUGUGUCAUCAUUCGGGUUGUGGUACCCUCGUUACUCUUUGAAGUGUUUUUGUGAAAUUAAUGUGUCUGUCUGGUGUCUAACUACCAAGUUCAAAUCUCUGAUUGUGACAAAGUGUAUCCUGUAAAAGUCGAAAAGGCUGGAAAGGGAAUCGAAAGGUUCCUAUUUGUGGGAAACACUUGACGGGAUAUACCGAGAUUUGUUUUCGCCGAGCUAUUUGUGUGGUUAUUCGUGAAGUGGGCUCGAUCCACAUAAAUACAGAACAAAAGGAAGCUCUGUAAAGAAACAAACACCGAAGAUUGUUGGUAGCCGUGUGUUCGUGGUAAACAAUUCGUCAAAUAGGUCACCUCUCCACCGUGGAUACAGUAACGAGCACAACAAUAUAAAUCGAUGGUGAUUUUGAAAAUUGUAGCCGUUUAUCGCUGGAUGAGCAUCGAGAAUUUUUAAACAAUUGAAUGCAUUAUUGGCCAUCUUUACGACCUCAUUAAUCUAACAACCCACGAUUCGUCUGAAGCCUACAAGAGCAGAUCCAUCACCACCAGCAACAUCGUGCCAAUGAAACGGAAAAUGCGAUAUAUUAUCUGUUCCGUCUCUACCGUUUCGUUAUCCGUCGGCACAAUUUGAGGGUGACCAUAGGCCACGGCAACGGCAUCAUCCCGGCAACGCACUUAUCAUCCUCGCGCUCUACACCGAAUCGUUUCGCGCCAUUCGCCGGCAUUUUUCGGAUGGAAUCCAAUUUGAUUAACUGUUCCACCAGCAUUGGAUCGAGCCGGAACAACUGGACCUGCUUCGUCGUGCACUAUGGACCGGAAUCGAUGGCAUCCCCGUCGUUGACCAACCUCAGCCAGUCGCAGUAUGACGAACUGGAAGCGGAAGUGGAGGACUUUGAUGGGCUGCUGGUGAUUGAUCCUGCCUACGAGCUACGGUACGGACUGGUGGGGACGGUGCUGCUGAGUGUGGCCUACGCGCUGAUAUUCAUCGUCGGGCUGCUGGGCAACAUCUCGGUGGUGAUUGUCGUCAAGAAAAGCACCAUGAUGCGAUCGCCGACCAAUCGCUUCAUCGUCAAUCUGGCGUACGCUGAUUUAUUGGUCAAUUUUCUCUGUCUGCCGUUCACGCUCAUCGGCAAUCUCUAUCCGGCGUGGAUCCUUGGGGUGUUCUUCUGCAAAACCGUGUCCUAUAUGCAGGGCGUUUCGGUGUCGGCUUCGGUCAAUACGUUAAUGGCCAUCUCCAUCGAGCGCUGUGUGGCCAUAUCGUUUCCCAUCUCCGGAACCAUCACCACCAGACAAUACCGGGCAAUUGUUACCGUCAUCUGGCUAAUUGCGUUGGGUAUAAAUCUUCCAUGGUUGUUCGUUUUCACGUUAAAACCGAUAGGCAUCCCGGGAAGUUUGGCACAGAUCUGCACCGAGUUGUGGCCCUCGCCGGCAUCCGAGAGCUGGUACUUUCUGUUCGCCAACCUGUUUCUGUGCUACCUGGGACCCCUCAUUGUGAUUUCGAUUUGCUACGUUAUCAUCUGGAAAAACGUCGCCUACCGGAAGCUACCACGUGACCUGAUCAUCAGCCGGAAAAACGAAGUCUACAAUCGCAGCAAGGUGAAGGUCAUCAAAAUGGUUUUCGUUGUAAUCAUCACCUUUGCCAUCUCGUGGCUUCCGUUGUACACCAUUUUCUGUUUCGUCAAGUUCGCUGGCGAUCUGAUAUACGACGAGUCAGUUCAAGCCAUCAUCUUUGGAAUCCUGCCGGUAGCGCAGUGGCUGGGUGCGGCCAAUUCCUGCAUCAAUCCCAUCCUGUAUGCAUUCAUGAAUAGGAAAUUCAGAGCCGGUUUUCGGCACCUGUUUCGAACGUGUUGCAACAACGAAGACGACGACUGGGAUCAACCGACAACGGUGUUGCGUAGUGACGACACACGUGAUCAUGUGCUUCGGCGGAUACGAACCGAGAGGCACUUUGUCCGCCAUGGAACCAAAAAUGGCCUUGGGCCACCGCAUUUGGGUUCUCUCCGGUAUAGUCAUUCAACGAAGGUUUCGAUCCAACCCAAACUGUAGUCGAUUGAACAUUCGCAGUCGUUUCGACAUUUGCCAUCUUCCGCUAGGGUUUCAUUGCCAAGCUGUAGUAGUUCCGUAGUCAUCGUAGAAUGAGCGGAAGUAAAUCAUAAGAGAACAAUAUGCUUAGUACAAAGUUGAAAACUUAAAACGUAAUGCACAAGCAAAUGGAUUGUUAGGUAGUGUUGUGGAAGGGGGCUUAACAUUUCCCCAUGGUUAUUGGAAGCAAUCGGUUCAAAACCGUUAUCCAGAGGUAUGAUCAGAUCAGAAACUUUUAAUGAGCGGAAGAAAUAUUUACGAUACCCGACGAACCCCAAAAAUCUAUUUUCGUACGUAAUUUGUGAUAUUUAGCUCAAAAUGCAGAAUAUUUAUGAACGUUCUCGAUUUUAAAAUAAACCUAACUCCAAAGAA